This is a messenger RNA of Musca vetustissima, 937 nucleotides long. Its product is annotated as max-like protein X. Gene Ontology annotation, molecular function: RNA polymerase II cis-regulatory region sequence-specific DNA binding; protein dimerization activity; DNA-binding transcription factor activity, RNA polymerase II-specific. The record is from RefSeq and is a predicted model, not a curated record. Gene Ontology annotation, biological process: regulation of transcription by RNA polymerase II. The transcript has 3 exons. Lineage: Eukaryota; Metazoa; Arthropoda; Insecta; Diptera; Muscidae. The coding region runs from base 179 to 928 and encodes 249 amino acids. Gene Ontology annotation, cellular component: nucleus.
UAUAGUUUUUUUAUUAUAUUUUUAUUUUAAUUUUCAAAAUGGCUGAGCAGCAACAUUCUGCAGAGAUGUUAGGUAAGAGGAUGGACAUGGCACGGAGUGGAGGCCAUAAAUGUAUUGAAAUUAUAACAUUUAACCAAAAUUAGGAGUACCGUGUAACGAAGAAUACAGCGGAUCCACAAUGAUGGAUCAAGAUCCGAGUAGUGUUGACAACCGUGGCGAGGGGCAGAAACACUACUCACGUUGCAGCAGUGCUGGAAGUAUACAUACCCCGAAUUCAUCGCCCCACAAUACAGAUGAUGACGACGACAGUGGCGAUAACUGCAGUGGUCGUGGCGGUUCAAAUGCCUCCGCCUUGAGUUACAAAGAGCGACGACGGGAAGCACACACACAAGCUGAACAAAAGCGUCGCGAUGCCAUCAAGAAGGGUUAUGAUAGUUUGCAGGAGCUAGUACCCACCUGUCAGCAGCAUGAUUCCGCAUCGGGUUACAAACUGAGUAAAGCGUUGAUUUUGCAAAAAUCCAUUGACUAUAUUGGGUAUUUGAAUCAGCAAAAAAAGAAACAAGAAGAAGAUAGUGCUGCCCUGCAAAAAGAAGUGACAGCACUGAGAAUUAUACAAAAUAGUUAUGAGCACAUGUUACAACAUCAACAGGCGAAUCCCGGGCCAGAGGAAGCACGUCUCACAGAUGAGGCUAAAUUUCAGGUGUUUCAAGCUGUAAUGGAUGAAAUGUUCGAAACGUUCCAACACAUACCCAUGGAUAAUUUCAAACAAUUAACAACGGGUGUUAUUCCAUGGCUCGAAGAGCACUGUAAACCCCAUAUACUACGUAAUAUAUUAAGUAGAACGUUACAGGAAAUGUCGAUGCAACAACAACAACAGCAGCAACAGCGUAUGAGUGUCGAUCAACAAGACAAUGAUGGUUUCAGUUGAUAGCUAUUA